Messenger RNA from Saccoglossus kowalevskii, 522 nucleotides. RefSeq names its product 5-hydroxytryptamine receptor 7-like. The record is from RefSeq and is a predicted model, not a curated record. Lineage: Eukaryota; Metazoa; Hemichordata; Enteropneusta; Harrimaniidae.
AUGGCGGACUACAACAAUACCACGUUUGGCAACUUUACUGGGAAUUCAACCAACAAUACAGACGAAGUGACUACGUUAGAACCGAGAGCUCCGAGUAUUGCCGAGGCUAUUUUAGCCGCCCUGAUUGUUCUAAUAAUAUGCUCGACUCUGGUUAACAAUUUUUUCGUGUUGUUCGUUUUCGGAAAAGUGCCUCGUCUCCGCACGCCGGGGCCCAUGUACUUCCUUGUAUUGCUAGCGAUAACUCAGUUCUUUGGCGUGAUUUUCUCUCUCGUCCCGUCUCUCGUCUCGGUCAUCAUGGGCGGUGAGUGGAUCAUGGGGAAUGUCUUCGAUGAUGUAUCGGCCUACAUGGCAAAUCUAUGCUACCACCUAACCGUUCACACCUUGGGAAUUAUCUGCUUUGAGCGCUAUCUGAGAAUAUGCAGACCUCUAAAGCACGAAGAAAUCUUUUCUGAGACGGUGACAGUUAUUAUUUUGUUCGGGAUCAUUUUCUUCGACUGUGUGCUGGCUAUUUUCCACUCAUAG